Hibiscus syriacus is the source of this 1629-nucleotide messenger RNA. Its product is annotated as general transcription and DNA repair factor IIH subunit TFB4-like. Lineage: Eukaryota; Viridiplantae; Streptophyta; Magnoliopsida; Malvales; Malvaceae. Gene Ontology annotation, biological process: nucleotide-excision repair; regulation of DNA-templated transcription. The transcript has 12 exons. Bases 344 to 1234 code for a protein of 296 amino acids. Gene Ontology annotation, cellular component: transcription factor TFIIH holo complex; transcription factor TFIIH core complex. The record is from RefSeq and is a predicted model, not a curated record.
CUUCCUCAUCACUGAACCACAAACCCCAGUACCAAAUACACCUAACCACUGAACCUCAACGAACACAAUUUCUUCGAAAGCCUCAAACCAUCAUCAGAGUAUCAACCCUUCAUAUCCAAAAUCAUCAAAAUGAAUCCAUCGCCCAAGCCCCUAAUCCCGCAGACCCAAGCCUUUCUUAUUCUCUAAAAUCGACCUCGACCUGUCGUCAGCUGUCGUUCCCAUUUUCUCAUGAAUCAAAUUCACUAAAAUCAGCUCAUUAAGUUUGCUGAUUAUUAGAGAAAACCCAAUCUUGAGAUAGUGAUAAUUAAUAAAAUAAAAGUAGGAGAAGCUCCCACCCUCCCCCAUGGCUUCAGCUCCUUCCAAGCUCUAUGCAGAUGAUGUUAGCCUUGUGGUAGUUUUGCUAGACACAAACCUAUUUUUCUGGAGUUCCUCUUCAGUCUCUUUCUCUCAGUUUCUUUCUCAAGUUCUUGCAUUUUUGAAUGCAAUAUUGACUCUGAAUCAACUGAACCAAGUCGUGGUUAUAGCUACUGGAUAUAAUUCUUGUGACUAUAUAUUUGAUUCGGCUUUGGAUUUGAACCGAGGUAUUGAGAAUGGGAGAAUGCCUGCUAUGAGCUCCAGCUUGUUGCAAAAGUUAGAGAAAUUUCUCAUUAAAGAUGAACAGUUGAGCAAGGAGGAACCUGAAGGAAGGAUUAAGUCUUCCCUUUUCUCGGGGUCAUUGUCAAUGUCUCUUUGUUAUAUGCAGAGAGUGUUUCGUUCAGGAGCCCUCCAUCCACAUCCUCGAAUCUUAUGCUUGCAGGGAUCACCAGAUGGACCUGAACAAUAUGUUGCAAUCAUGAAUGCAAUAUUCUCUGCCCAACGCUCUAAGGUUCCUAUAGACUCUUGUUACAUAGGUGCACAGAAUUCAGCCUUUCUACAACAGGCUUCUUACAUAACUGGUGGUGUACAUCAUAAGCCGCAAAAUUUGGAUGGGCUGUUUCAAUAUCUUAUGACUAUCUUUGCUACCGACUUGCAUUCUCGCAGUUUCAUACAUCUUCCAAAGUCUGUUGGCGUAGAUUUUCGUGCCUCAUGUUUUUGCCAUAAAAACACCAUUGACAUGGGCUACAUAUGUUCUGUAUGCUUGUCGAUUUUCUGCAAGCAUCAGAAGAAAUGUUCCACUUGUGGGUCAGUAUUUGGUCAAGCUCAAUCUGAGGUGGCUUCGGCAUCUGACAAAAAGAGGAAGACUCCCGAAACAUAAGUUAAGGAGGUUACUGAAGUUAUAUAAUCUACUAAAUUUGAUGGUUGUGUUCUUCAGAAAAGAGGGGGCAAUGUGUGAUUGCAGGCCGGAGAUGCUGUAUCUCUCACCAUGAAUUCCUCUGCUAAACCUCCAGAAGAAAUUGAUAGAUUGGGGAUAAGAUUUUAAUCUCCAUUCUUACUUCUCUGUUCAUUCACUGAACUGUUUAAGCUAAUUUAGCAGAAAACAUACUUUGUUAUUUGUAGAAACAUUCAGUGAUUCAAAUCUGCACUUUUAGGAACUUAGAAAUUAAAGGAAAAAAUUAUGGUGAAUCUAGCUUUGAUUAUGGACCUUUUUAUAACUUUGUUUUACUAAUUUUCUUGUGGUAAACCUUGCAACCUGAUAAGUUUUUGGACAUG